AUGGCAGAGAUGAAAAGGGAGAGAGAGAAGGAUGCACUAGAGCUCUCGACUCUGAGAAGGGAAAAUGCUACCUUGAGAGGAGAGAUCAGAACACACAUCCCUUCCCAAAAUACACCUAUCAUCCAGGAUCAGGGGGAAUCCUCGGCGCUGCAAGAGAAAUCAAAACAGGUUUAUCAAUCUGAAGCUAAAAAUGACCGAGACGAUCUCGUAAGCCGAAGCCCAUUUGUUCACCAUAUACUGGAGGAUUUUUCCCACCUCACUCCGAGGGCCUGCACUCAGUUGGUUCACCCGACUCCCCUUUCAUCUAUCGACUCUUUUGUAACACUCGCAAGACGAUUCAACUUGCAGUUCGCCACAAGCCGACCUCAUCCCUUAACAUCCUUGGCGCUGGUCAACAUUCGCCAAGAAAAGGGAGAGUCACUUAGAGCGUUCAUGGAACGCUUUGGCAAAGUGACCCUUUCGAUCUAUAACUUGGAGCCAGCAGUGGCCAUGCACCACCUCACAACGGCCUUAAAGCCAGGACCUUUCGUUAAUAGCAUCUGUGAAAAACCACCUGUCGACCUAGACAAGUUAAGAAGUCAGGCUGCAAAGUAUAUGCAGAUGGAAGAAUUGUCCAAGUACCAAAACCGGAUACGGAUGGACCAAGGGUCCAAUUCAAAAAAUACAGACAGGAGAGAAGCUUUCAAGGCUAGGCAGAGAAAUAAGAGAAGAAAUGAACUUGAAAGGCCACCCCAAGGACCUAAGUAUCCUUCCUACACUACGCUCAACACUAAUCGGUCCAGAGUACUUGAUCAGGCAUUAGCCACAGAAAUAUUGAGAAUGCCUAAACGCGCCAACACCCCUCCUCGGGCAGAUAAAAGCAAGUCUUGCCGAUAUCAUCAGAACAGGGGUCACACCACUAAGGAGUGUACAACGCUAAAAGAUAAGAUUGAAGAAUUAAUCAAGGAAGGAUAUUUAAAAGAUUUUGUACAGACAAAUCCCAUCGGUCAAAUUAAGAGAGGAAGAGAUCAAUACCCUGAACCGCUGAGGAGAUCCAAUGACAAAAGAUUCGAACAACAGAGGAGUAGGUCCAGGGAACCCCAGCUAGAAGAUACGAUGAACCAGAAUCCGGAUCCCCCUAUUACAUUCACUGACGAUGACUUUCAAGGAGUCGAUUCCGUGCAGGACGAUCCCAUGGUCAUUAGUGUAGAUAUUCUUAAUUGCACCGUCCAGAAAACACUAAUUGAUCAGGGGAGCUCGGCUGACAUCCUGUAUUGGAAUACGUUUAAGCAAUUAGGCAUCCCAAAAGAAGAGCUCAGAGAAUAUCAUGAAUCGUUGGUUGGUUUUUCUGGAGAAAGAGUGAAAACUCGGGGCUGCAUUGACCUGUAUACCUCGUUUGGAUCAGAGCACGAGGGAAAGCGAGUAAAAGUCACUUAUCUUGUGGUGCAUGCGAAUACCUUCUAUAAUAUACUACUCGGCAGACCAUCCCUAAAUAAGUUGAAGGCUAUAGUAUCCACUCCACACUUGGCCAUGAAGUUUCCAUCUGAAAGAGGCCGAAUCGUUACAGUUCAUGCUGAUUAG
Messenger RNA from Abrus precatorius (Indian licorice), 1560 nucleotides. RefSeq lists its product as uncharacterized. The record is from RefSeq and is a predicted model, not a curated record. Lineage: Eukaryota; Viridiplantae; Streptophyta; Magnoliopsida; Fabales; Fabaceae. The transcript has 3 exons. Bases 1 to 1560 code for a protein of 519 amino acids.